AUGACUCGGAAUAAAUUUGCCCCUCUGAAGAACGAUAGGCUUCUACGAGCCGCUCGCGGCGAGAAAGUCGACCGACCACCAAUAUGGGUGAUGCGACAAGCUGGCCGCUACCUCCCUGAAUACCAUGAGGCCAAAGGCAAACACGACUUUUUCGAAUGCUGCCGGUCUCCAGAGAUCGCUUCUACCUUGACACUCCAGCCAAUCGAUCGAUUCGAUGGUCUUAUCGACGCCGCAAUCAUCUUCUCCGACAUCCUAGUGGUACCGCAGGCUCUGGGUAUGGAAGUCAAGAUGGUGGAUGGCAUCGGGCCCAAAUUCCCCAAUCCUCUGCGAUCACCUUCCGACCAACAGUAUCAAGACAUUGUCAAACGUGAAGUGGAUGUCGCAAAAGAGCUUGAUUAUGUAUACAAAGCCAUCACGUUGACACGAACCAAACUGGAGGGCAGAGUACCAUUGUUUGGGUUCUGUGGAGCUCCAUGGACUCUACUUUGCUACAUGGUCGAAGGUGGCGGUACGAAGAUGUUCAGGGAGGCCAAGACUUGGGUUUUCAAAUAUGGCAAGGAGAGCAAGGUUCUUUUGCAGAAGAUUGCCGAACUCUGUGUUGAGUAUCUCGCACUGCAGGUGGUUGCAGGAGCGCAGAUUAUUCAGGUUUUUGAUUCCUGGGCCGGAGAACUCUCCCCGGCUUCAUUUAAAGAAUUUGCCCUGCCAUAUCUGCGGUAUAUUUCAGAGCACUUGCCUAAACGCCUUCGUGAGUUGAACGAAGAUGUCGUUCCUAUGGUUGUCUUCGCCAAAGGUGCAUGGUAUGCUCUGGACGACUUGUCCGAUAGCGGCUACGAUGUUGUUGGGCUGGACUGGCUACACGAUCAAAGUGAGGCAGUCAAGAUAGCCAAGGGACGAGUCACCCUGCAAGGCAACGCUGAUCCUGGAGUCCUUUAUGGGAGCCACGAGUCAAUCACAUCAGUCGUUGAACAGAUGGUCAAGGGAUUUGGUGGUGGCAAAGAACGUUGGAUCGUCAACCUCGGACACGGCAUCACGCCAGGAGUCAAUCCGGAUGAUCUGAAAUUCUUUUUCCAGGAAAUACACAGACUGACAGCUUGA
Exophiala bonariae is the source of this 1095-nucleotide messenger RNA. RefSeq names its product Uroporphyrinogen decarboxylase in heme biosynthesis (gene HEM12). The record is from RefSeq and is a predicted model, not a curated record. Gene Ontology annotation, molecular function: uroporphyrinogen decarboxylase activity. Gene Ontology annotation, cellular component: cytosol. NCBI's taxonomy places the organism in Eukaryota, Fungi, Ascomycota, Eurotiomycetes, Chaetothyriales, Herpotrichiellaceae. The transcript is spliced from 3 exons. Gene Ontology annotation, biological process: heme biosynthetic process. Bases 1 to 1095 code for a protein of 364 amino acids.